AUGUUCAAGAAAGAUCAGCGUACACAACUCUCGUUACUGAACGACGACGUCCUCUUAGCAAUUAUUUCCCAUCUUGCUACGCACGACGCACUCUCGCUCUCCGCGACUACUCGAGUGCUGCAUGGUCUAGCCACUCGCCAUGCUCUGUCUUCGGUGACGAUCCACUUCCGCGACGCUGCCCAUUUCAAGAUAUUUUGCAGGUAUCUCCUCGCAGACAUACCCAAUCGGUUAUAUUGCGUGCGACGCCUCGAGUUAGCAGAUCCCCUGGAGAAGAUCAGACCAGGCCAGCUGCAGGCAUUGGUUUUGUAUCAGCCAGAGUUCAUAAUUGGUGGAGAGUCUCGUAUCCAGGUUGCAAUAUCAGCUCUUCCCGAGCUCAUCGAACUCCGAUUGGAAGACUUUGCUGGGGUGAAGUAUAUCCAGUCUCUUGUGGGCUUCAGCCCGGUAUUACGCAAGUUGGCACUCGAACUCUACUUUCGAGUCGGCAUCAGCGACGUUCUGGCUAGCGGUUGGAAACGCUUGAACUACGUCUGCGCGGAGCUGAUGGAUCUCGAACAAUGGUGGCUCACUUGUCCUGUCCAUUGGCUGCACCUCCGUACCGUAGAGUCCCACCCCGAUAUAGACUUCAGAGAGAUGCGUAUCGUACUCCAGGAACGCAUUCGCCCUGCAGUAUUGUCUCUGCACGUAUUCAAGGGAUGUUCCAACAGCUGGGCACAGUUGAUCGACAACUUGCCCGACACAAAAUGCUUGGAGAUUGUCACACACCACCAUGACAAGGGGGAGAUGCCGUACGCUGCUCAAAUCAAUCUUCUUCAAACUGAGCUUUCCCUCCUGCUUGCACGACAGAACAUCAUGUGCAUCCAAAUAUACCUUGAUCCUUUUAUGACGAGCCCGACAUGGUUUCUCCGACCUUUGAACCCUCGGGAUCGUCUGUCAAGCUCAGAUAUUGCAAAGUUGGAUGUGACCAUGGCUGCGACGGCGCACAGGCUCGCGUGUUCAAUCCCUUCGCUGAAGUAUAUCGCCCUUGGCUGGAGGCAAACUGAAAGUGAUGCAGAGAUGGAUUUUGCUCGAGUGAUCAGAUCAUCUUGGUGGCGAGUUGUCGGGUCCGGCGCGGGCCGUGCUGUGGAGCCGAUAUCGAUGGAGCGGGGGGAAUGGCAGGCAUCAUCCGCCGUGAUCCUCCCCGAGAAAGACCAGCUUAUCGCGUUCUGCAGGUACAUACUCGAUGACGCCCCAAUGCAGAUGAAGUAUUUGCAUGGGCCGAUUGUUCUCAUCUGGAUCCAGCUAAAGCGCAGACGUGUUCGAGGUGGCUACCAAACUCCGACGAAGCUGUCUAUCCCAUGCUUCGUCGGUGAUAUCGCACUCGAGGAGCUGCAGGAACUUCAGCUCCGAGACGCUAGCAAGCGCGUGGUGGAUAUGAUCUCCAGGUUUCACGGCAGGUCACACAAAGUCCUCACCUUCUAUGCCACGCGAGACUCCAAGAUUGUUAUGGCUCUCUUUCGGCUGACCCCGUUAAACAAUUGGGCGGCAUUGCGACACCUAUCCCUCUUCCGCGUCGUGGUCCCCGCGCUCGUGCUGUUUCCGAAUGUGAAGAGCACGCGACUUUGGCACGUCGUGAUCAUUAACCGGGAUGCCCCACCGACGAUGGCAGUCGCACGGGCGCAGCGACUCGCUGCGGUCCACGUAACGGGACUAGGUAACUUGUGGCACGAAGUGAGUGUCGGGUUCGCUCUUGGUCCUCUGCAGUACAUUCGGCCUAGCGUGCUCUCACUGGCCGUCCCCGCCGAUCCGUCGGUCCUGUUCUGGACAAGGCUCGUUGAGAUUGUACCCGAGAUUCGAUGUCUCGACAACGAAGUGGAGGCUAUCGUGGAAUCAGCGAUGCGUCUUGAGCUGACUGCACUUGCCCUCGCCCAUCAGAAUAUCGUGCCUUCUCUCCUAGCUCGGCUAGGCCUGAACCGCAUUCGCGCCUCUAUCACUGAUGCACUCAGGCUCUGUCAUACGGAUGCGCGACGUGCUCGUUGGCUACAACACUCCUUUGCGGUACUUCGCUGUGCCGCUGUGCACUCUGAGGAUGAAUGGUCCGACGAUGCUUUCCACUGGUCGUUCAUCAAAUACUCGGGCGACGAGCGAUACAUGUCGGAGAUGUCUAGCGGGCUCUAUGGCAUGCACUGA
Messenger RNA from Sparassis crispa, 2166 nucleotides. RefSeq lists its product as hypothetical. The transcript is spliced from 7 exons. The record is from RefSeq and is a predicted model, not a curated record. Lineage: Eukaryota; Fungi; Basidiomycota; Agaricomycetes; Polyporales; Sparassidaceae. The coding region runs from base 1 to 2166 and encodes 721 amino acids.